Drepanopeziza brunnea f. sp. 'multigermtubi' MB_m1 is the source of this 399-nucleotide messenger RNA. RefSeq lists its product as uncharacterized. NCBI's taxonomy places the organism in Eukaryota, Fungi, Ascomycota, Leotiomycetes, Helotiales, Drepanopezizaceae. The record is from RefSeq and is a predicted model, not a curated record.
AUGCAACUCCUCCUUCCCUUCCUCACCACCCUCCUCGCCUCCGCGGCAGCUAUUCCCCUUGAGAAUAGGUGGGAGGAAGUUCCCGCCCACCCGAUUGAUGUGCACGAGGCGCUGGAUUCGGGUUUGCUCCCCGCGGCUUUCACGAAGAUCGUGGAGAACAAGCUAAAGGUCAGGAGACAAGAGGGGGGCGCCACGCCUGAUUCGUCCGACCCUUGGAGCGAUUUUUUGAAGGGGGCACCAGGGAAUUUCGAGUCGAUCUUUGAAGAUAGCUCCAAGGUCAAGGGACAAGGAGGGGAUUCCUCGUCUGACCCGGCCGACCUCUGGAGCGAGAUUUCGAAGGAGGCGCCAGAAAUUUUGGAGUCGAUCUCCGAAAAUCAUUCCAAGUUCAAGAGACAAUAA